Molecule: messenger RNA, 687 nt
Organism: Eupeodes corollae
Lineage: Eukaryota; Metazoa; Arthropoda; Insecta; Diptera; Syrphidae
Gene: mRpL11
Product: 39S ribosomal protein L11, mitochondrial
Exons: 3
Coding region: 97-687 (196 amino acids)
Biological process (GO): translation
Cellular component (GO): ribosome; mitochondrial large ribosomal subunit
Molecular function (GO): large ribosomal subunit rRNA binding; structural constituent of ribosome
Source: RefSeq, a predicted model, not a curated record
AAAUGUCAAAACUUGAACGAAGAAAAAGGAAGAGAACAUUAAUUUCAUAACCAAAAUAACCACAAGUUCAUUAUUUUAAUUUAAAAAACCGAAAAAAUGUCUAAAGCAGCCGGAAAAUUAAAAUCGAUGAAGAAGUUCGUCGAGAAAAUAACCCACACAACUAAGUUGAGGACUAAUAUCCCAGCUGGCAUGGCUGCAGCGGGUCCUCCACUAGGACCAAUGCUGGGUCAGCGAUCAAUUAAUAUAGCGGCCUUUUGUAAGGACUUCAAUGAACGUACCAAAGACAUAAAAGAAGGAAUACCACUCCCAUGUCGAGUAUGGGUAAAUAGCGACCGAAGCUAUGAACUUGUCAUCCAUUCACCACCAGCUACCUUCUUCCUAAAACAAGCCGCCGGCGUCCCACGGGGGGCAAUGUAUCCGGGUAAGGAGCUCUCGGGCAAAAUAACCUUAAAACAUUUAUACGAAAUUGCGGCAAUCAAAAUACAGGACCCUCCAAACGCUCUGAAAACAAUGCAACAAAUGUGCGAACAACUAGUUGGAAUAGCAAGAACUUGUGGGAUACAAGUUGUUAAGGAUUUAAACGCUGACGAAUACAAAGAAUUCCUAGAAGAACGACAAAAAGUAGUCGAAGAACAGAAAAAGGAACUCCAAGAAAAACGUGAUGCGAAAAUGUUGAGAACUGGUUAA